This is a messenger RNA of Helicoverpa zea (corn earworm), 2044 nucleotides long. RefSeq names its product facilitated trehalose transporter Tret1-like. The transcript is spliced from 4 exons. Bases 496 to 1950 code for a protein of 484 amino acids. Gene Ontology annotation, cellular component: membrane. Gene Ontology annotation, molecular function: transmembrane transporter activity. Lineage: Eukaryota; Metazoa; Arthropoda; Insecta; Lepidoptera; Noctuidae. Gene Ontology annotation, biological process: transmembrane transport. The record is from RefSeq and is a predicted model, not a curated record.
AAUGUUCAACAACAAUAUAUCUUGUUUCAGUUUGCUAGUUGGUUUGUUGUGAUUUUUACCAUACGAGAAGUCAUUGUACUUGAAAAACUUGAUUCGUGAAGUUCGUUCCAGUGCGGUUUCGCAAAAAAAAACCGGCAUACAACAUGACCAAAAUAAACAUGAGUCGGCCUUGUCGAGUUUGCAUUGGGAAGUUUUAAGUAAAGAAAGAUGUGAAGGAGUGAAGUGAAAAUUCUUAAUUUUUCAUUUUAUUAAUGGAUGGAAGAACCCCUGUGUUUAAGACUAAUUGAACUCUUGAAUGGUUCAGUAGUGAAUCUUGUGUAAAUGGCGUUUUGUUAAGUAAAGAUUAUAAAGAUUAUGUUUCCACUUUCUAAGUUGACAUUGCAUUCAAUUCGGCGUGUGUUUAAUCUUAAUUUUAUCAUGUCUGAUACCGAAUGUAGAUCAGAUAAUUGCAAAUAUUUUGUGGUGAGGUAGUAGAAUAGUAUUGUGUGUGCUUUUAUGUCGUCUCUCGUGGCUAUGGCGAAGAAAAAGGCUAGAUUUUCGCCAUUUUUAAAGCAGUGCUUCGUGACAUCAGCGGUGGGCAUCAACCUGAUCGGCCAUGGUGCCGUGGUGGGCUUCUCCGCAGUCCUGCUGCCGCAGCUGCACCAAUCUGACUCCGGUAUACCCACCAGCAAGGAGGCUGACUCUUGGAUAGCAUCAGUAAUCGGUAUAACCCUGCUGAUCGGCAGCUUCGUCGCGUCUCCGAUAAUGGGCCGCUAUGGACGGAAGGUCGCCCACUACACCGUCAGCGCGGCGGCACUCGUGGGAUGGUUGACUACACUCUUGGCUGAGAGCUUCGAAGUCAUCCUCCUGGGAAGAAUCAUAGGUGGCCUGUCAUUCGGCAUGAUGCUGCCCCUUCGCUCCAUCCUCAUCGGUGAAUACACCAGUCCAAAGAACAGAGGGGCUUUCCUCACCACAAUCUCCCUCACGCAAGGGUCGGGAAUCUUCUUCGUACAUCUCGUGGGAUCCCUCCUGAGCUGGCGAAGAACUGUCCUCGUGUGUCUCUUCCUACCAUUCAUAAGCCUGGUGAUGACUCUGUUCACACCAGAGUCUCCAAGCUGGCUGGUCUCCAAAGGAAGGUAUAAUGAGUGCAGGGAAGUAUUCCACUGGCUGAGAGGUGACGAAGAAGAACAAGAAUUAGAAGCUAUGAUUCAAGCAAGAAUAAACUUCGAAAAGACUGUAAAAAAUCAAAAGAAGUUGGAUGUAGUAGCAACUGUGCGGAAGAGAGAGUUCUAUAAGCCAAUCAUAUUAAUGGUUCAUGCGUAUGCCAUGGGACAGUUGUCCGGAGGAGCCAGCACGGCUGCCUACGCCACAACUAUUAUCCAACUGAUCAUGAAUCCUGACGUCAACGCUGACGCGUGGAUGAUAGCCCUCGACACCCAACGGAUCGUUGUCAACACACUAGCGAUCUACAUCAUCAACCGGUUUAAAAGGAGAACCAUGAUCUUCGCAUCAGGAGGAUUAUGUGUCGCCAGUCAUUUGGCUAUCGUAGCUUACGUAUACUCUAAGCAAACAGGGUUUUUGACUUACGAUGCUAUAUGGAUCCCAGGUAUUCUUUUAAAUUUACAUUUCUUCUCAGUGUCUGUGGGUAUGGUACCUCUACCCAGCGUGAUAGCUGGUGAAGUUUUUCCAUUGGAGUACAGGAGUAUAGCUGGUAGCAUCAGCUUGGCGUCCGUGGCUGGAACUAUGUUCUUAGUGCUCAAAACUUUCCCUGGUCUGGUGGCCAGUGUAGGAAUAACUGGAACUUACUUGGUGUAUGCUGGAUUGCUGACGUAUUGUCUGACUGUCAUAUGGUUUCUGAUGCCGGAGACUAGAGGCAGGACUCUGCAGGAGAUAGAAGACGAGUAUAGAGGCAAAACGGUAGUUGAUGAAGAGAGGCAGUCGCUUAAACAAACAGGGACAACGGAAAGGUGACAUGAAUACAGUGUUAGACAGGAGAAGAGAAGAUGUCGUGAAAAAAAUACUCCCGAGUUUUAUUGAGUUUAAAAAUAAACGUAUUUAUAACUUA